This is a messenger RNA of Rhipicephalus sanguineus (brown dog tick), 1146 nucleotides long. Its product is annotated as acid-sensing ion channel 4-like. Gene Ontology annotation, cellular component: membrane. NCBI's taxonomy places the organism in Eukaryota, Metazoa, Arthropoda, Arachnida, Ixodida, Ixodidae. Bases 1 to 1146 code for a protein of 381 amino acids. The record is from RefSeq and is a predicted model, not a curated record. Gene Ontology annotation, molecular function: ligand-gated sodium channel activity. Gene Ontology annotation, biological process: sodium ion transmembrane transport. The transcript is spliced from 7 exons.
AUGCCAUCAUCUGAACACAGAGGCGGAACCAGCCACCACAGCGUGUGGCGAACGUGCGGGCAAGUCUACGGCAAGCUGGCGCUGGACUCCGGCCUCCCGGGUGCAGAAGCCUUCGUUGAGGGUGGAGGCGUGCGCCGCCUGCUCUGGGCCGGUGCACUUCUGACGCUGUUGUACUACAACACCUCCGAGACUCUCGCCAUCCUGAGCGAGUACUUCACGUACAGCGUGGCCGUCGCGUUCGAGUACUACAACACCAACGAGUCCUUCGAGCUACCAGACGUCACCGUGUGCAACGUCAACCCGCUGCGUAGAUCGAAAUUAUGCGCCCUCGACGCCUCGGAGCGGGGGAUGAGCUCCGAGCUAGAAAAACGCAUCUGCGGCAAAGGACAGGAGCUUCAAGAAGCCAAUCCAGACGAUCUAAGACUGCAGCAGCAAAUAUCGGACUGGAUUGCGCACCACAAGGCGAAGAACCGUGAAUGGCUCAGAACCCUCGGUCAUCAGUUUACCGACACAUUCGUCGACUGCACUUACCACGAACAGGGCUGCAGAGACGCCACGCUCUUCCGCAACAUCACCAACGUGCUGUACGGUAACUGCUUCUGCUUCCUCUGUGACCACCACCAACGGGUGGACUACAGCGCCCUGUCGUCACCAUACGACGGUAAUGGCGCGAGGCUGGUGGUGACGCUGAAUCCGCAGCUGAACGAGUACCUGCCCACUUCCUACCAGGCAGUCUUCAUCGCCAUGGUCCACGCACACGGUACCAGGUUCUCGGUGUGCCAAGAUGGCGUCUACCUGUCUCCAGGCUACACUACGUACGUCGGCUUAAAUUUGCUGGCGCAGACGGGGCUGCCGGAGCCGUACGCCAAUCCCUGUCGCUCCACGUGGCCUCCCCGACUGCUGGUUCACAUGGACCGCAUGUACGGUGUCUAUACACGAGAGAGUCUGCUCUACAAGUUCAACAACAUUCGCUUCAACCCACAGACUCUCGAACGUCUCCCGGACGAAGGGGAGAUAGACGAAGACGAGGCCGAGAGGCUGAUGGACGUUGACGACUCUGAUGACCCAAAGCAAUGCGUCAUGGCUAUGGACGCGUCGAGUCAGACGCUUGUGUGCGAUGAAACAUGUAUGGCCGGUCUGCAAUAA